AUGAAAUUCAUCUGGGGGUCUGUCGUCUUGGUAGUUGGCAUGGUCUCAACUACAGGUGCCCAAGCACGCAACAUGACGGCGAAUUUGGAUAUUUUGUCAUAUAAUGACGUCUACGAGAUGUUGCAGGAUACCGUUGAUGGACUAAAGCUCGGUGGUCCCUCUCGGGUGGUUCUUGUUGCCAAAGCCAUGCGUGAAAGGAACCGCAAUAGCCUUGUGCUGUUUGCCGGUGACACUGUAUCCCCAUCGCUUUGGUCGACACGGUUCAAUGGCCAGCACAUGGUGAAAGCGCACAAUGCUAUUGGGCUCGACUAUGCGUCACUGGGCAACCACGAGUUUGAUUUUGGACUUGAAAACUUCAUGAACGUGACAUUGGCCUCGAAUUUUCCAUGGUUGAACGCCAACUGCUACGAAAUUGCCAACCGCAAGCUGCUACGUGGCACGGUGCCUCAUGCUAUCAAGAACUUGAGGAACUGCACGAACGGAAACAUUUCUGUUGGCCUCUUUGGUGUCAUGUACGACAUGAAUGACACUAGCAAGGGUCUGUACUGGGAAGAUCCGAUUCAGGCUGCCCGGGAGCAGGUGGCUGCCCUCCAGGCUCAGAACGUCGACUUUAUUAUUGCUUUGACCCAUCAACUCUUGGCUGACGACAACCGACUAUCGAAGGAAGUGUCUGGCAUUGACUUUAUAAUUGGUGGUCAUGACCACACGUCGAUGCUACAGACCAAUUACGGCACGCCGUACAUCAAAGCCGACUUUGAUUUCCGUUCAAUCUGGAAGACGCAUAUUGAGUACUACGCCGCUGACAAGUCGAACGACCGCAAGGCUCUCAUGACUCACCAGGCUAUUUCAAUUGUCGAGAGCAUGCCAACUGAUAGCAACCUGGAUGCUGUCAUUGCCACGUACCAGGCACAGAUGGAUGCUCUGGCAAAGCAGAUCAUUGGCAGUUUGUGCGAGGAUCUGGACCUCAGACAAAGUGUGGUCCGCACUCAGGACAGUAAGAUCGGUCACCUCUUUGCUGAUGCAAGUCUGCAGUACUACGGAAAUGGCUCGGCUGAUAUUGCAGUUAUGAACGGUGGUGGAAUUCGUGGCGAUAAGAUUGUCGCUACCGGCAGUCUGUCGCUAGGCGAGGUCUUGUCAUGGUCGCCGUUGGGCAAUACGCUAAUGACCGUUGAGACUAAUGGUGCUUCGCUCAAACUCUACCUAAACCGUCAAAUGGCCCGCAACUGUGGUGACAAUAUCAUCCAACAGAACGGAUUCUACGUGCACCCGUCAGGCUUCAAUUAUACUUACACGUGCACUGGCAUCGGUAUUGGCACCGUCUCGAGUUUGGUAUGGCUCAACCACCCGACCAACAUAGGCGAGAUCAAAGAUACGGACGAGUUUGUUAUGGCACUAAGCAAUUACUUGUACACGACUGAAUUUGCUGUUAUUGACGGCGUUACUGCUACUGUAAAGGUUAGCGAGGCAGAGGCUGAGCGUGUGGACUUGGCUCUUGAAGCCUAUGUAACGAAUGCCAACGGCGGUACCGUGUGUCUCCCGAACGAAAAGCGCUCGUCAGUCUCAUUCUGA
Molecule: messenger RNA, 1569 nt
Organism: Peronospora belbahrii
Lineage: Eukaryota; Oomycota; Peronosporomycetes; Peronosporales; Peronosporaceae
Source: the annotation of a GenBank genome assembly